UCCUACAACAAAUACCUAGAGCUGACCACCAACUCUUUCACCUCAGUUCCAAGCCUUCAAAGACUGAUGCUCCGAAGGGUGGCCCUGAAACAUGUGGAUAGCUCCCCUUCGCCUUUUCACCCUCUUCUGAACCUGGUCAUUCUGGAUCUAAGCAACAACAACAUUGCCAACAUAAAUGAUGAAUUGUUGAAGGGUCUUGAGAAACUAGAAAUUCUGGAUUUGCAGCAUAACAACUUAGCUCGGCUCUGGAAGCAUGCCAACCCUGGUGGUCCUGUUCAGUUUCUAAAAGGUCUUUCUCGCCUCCACAUCCUUAACUUAGAGUCUAAUGGCUUUGAUGAGAUCCCAGUGGAAGCCUUCAAGGACUUACGUGAAUUGAAGAGUAUUGAUUUAGGAAUGAAUAAUUUAAAUAUCCUUCCACAAUCUGUAUUUGAUAAUCAAGUGUCACUAAAGUCAUUACGCCUUCAGAAGAACCUCAUAACAUCUGUUGAAAAGACUGUUUUUGGGCUAGCAUUCAGGAACCUGAAUUAUUUAGAUAUGAGUUUUAAUCCAUUUGAUUGUACCUGUGAAAGCAUUGCCUGGUUUGUUAAUUGGAUUAAUAGUACCCACAGCAACAUCUCUGAACUAAGGAACCAUUACCUCUGCAACACUCCGCCUCAGUACCAUGGUUUCCCAGUAGUGCUUUUCGAUGUAUCGGCCUGCAAAGACAGUGCCCCAUUUGAACUCCUUUUCAUGAUUAGCACCAAUAUCCUUUUGAUUUUUAUCUUUAUUGUACUGCUCAUCCAUUUUGAAGGCUGGAGGAUAUCUUUUUAUUGGAAUGUUUCAGUGCAUCGAGUUCUCGGUUUCAAAGAAAUAGACAGAGCAGAGCAGUUUGAAUAUGCAGCAUAUAUAAUUCACGCCUAUAAAGAUAGGGAUUGGGUCUGGAAGCACUUCUCCCCAAUGGAAGAAGAAGAUCAUACUCUCAGAUUUUGUUUGGAAGAAAGGGACUUUGAGGCAGGUGUCUUUGAACUUGAAGCAAUUGUGAACAGCAUCAGAAGGAGCAGAAAAAUUAUUUUUAUUAUAACACAGAAUCUAUUGAAAGAUGCAUUAUGCAAAAGAUUCAAGGUUCACCACGCAGUUCAGCAAGCUAUUGAACAAAACCUGGAUUCCAUUAUAUUGAUCUUUCUUGAGGAGAUUCCGGAUUAUAAAUUGAACCAUGCACUCUGUCUGCGAAGAGGGAUGUUUAAAUCUCAUUGCAUUUUGAACUGGCCGGUUCAGAAAGAACGGGUAAAUGCUUUUUAUCAUAAAUUGAAAGUAGCACUUGGGUCCAGAAAUUCAGUACAUUAAAUUUAUUUAAAGACUAAAUUAAAGGAGUAAGUUUCCUAAUUUUAAAAAGUUCCAUGGUAAAUUUACAUUUUCCUUGACAAUAGCAUAAAUCUGUUCGUUCAUAUUCAUAAGUAAGAAUAUCACCACUAUGUCUCUUAUAUGGAAAUAUGUCUCCCUAUUUCAGGCCUUUUAUAACCAUUUGACAUAAUCUGACCCAAAAUAAACAUAUAAGAAUAUCUUUUACUAACAAACACACAGUUAGGUUACUGAGGCCUAUGAAAACAGUUUUGAAAUAGUCCUCGGUUUAAAGAAAAGUUAGAGGUAUAUGAGGGUUUGUGAUAAUUAUAUUUGUUAUUUCUUUUUCUGGAUGCACUCAGAAUAAAAUAUGACUUUUAAUGGGUACAAUGCUAUUUCAGUUGUGAAAGGGUAAAAUGUACACCCAUAUUUUUAAAAGUUUAAUUACAGCAAUUUUUUAACUGCAAACUUUGUGUUUUAGUGGUGCCUGUUGCAGUCUUGAUUUUAUUAAAUGUUAAAUGCCAUUUUAGUAAACGUGUGUGUGCUCA
Odocoileus virginianus texanus is the source of this 1865-nucleotide messenger RNA. The record is from RefSeq and is a predicted model, not a curated record. NCBI's taxonomy places the organism in Eukaryota, Metazoa, Chordata, Mammalia, Artiodactyla, Cervidae.